Branchiostoma belcheri (Belcher's lancelet) is the source of this 710-nucleotide messenger RNA. RefSeq names its product suppressor of cytokine signaling 3-like. The coding region runs from base 150 to 710 and encodes 186 amino acids. The transcript has a single exon. Gene Ontology annotation, molecular function: 1-phosphatidylinositol-3-kinase regulator activity. Gene Ontology annotation, cellular component: phosphatidylinositol 3-kinase complex. The record is from RefSeq and is a predicted model, not a curated record. Gene Ontology annotation, biological process: phosphatidylinositol phosphate biosynthetic process; intracellular signal transduction. NCBI's taxonomy places the organism in Eukaryota, Metazoa, Chordata, Leptocardii, Amphioxiformes, Branchiostomatidae.
AAUGCAUAAUCGCCGUUAGGGUCUACAUGGUAGCUGAUCUGCUAAAGACAAUGCUGUUGGGAGAGUUGUCAUAAUAGCUACAAAUCACGUAAUACAGCUGCUUAUUACAGGGGAAACGACCCCAACACCGUGAAGCGGACACUUCGGCAAUGGCUGAGGGAGGAACCGGGGAAUUGAGAACGAGAAACUCGGACAUCGAUAUACUAACAGGAACCCUGAGCGCGUUGGAGGUGAGUGGAUGGUACUGGGCGUCCGUUGGGAGGCAAGAAGCUGCAGCUCUUCUGGACAGUACCGAGGAAGGAACGUUCCUGGUGAGAGAUAGCGCGGACCCCGGACACCUGUUUAGCGUAAGUCUCAAAACAGCGCGCCGCGUCGCCAGCGCUCGGAUCGUGUACUCAGAAGACGGGACGUUCGGUCUGGACUCCGUGGAAAACCCGCGCGACAGUCCGCGGUUCGACUGCGUGGUGAAGCUCCUGGACUUCUACAUACGGCAGUGUUCUUCCCGGGACUCGACAAAACACUGCUGGGUGGAGCCCUGCGGAACACGGUUCCCGAUCAAACUCUCACGGCCCCUGGAGUGCAAAGUCUGCGAUCUGAAGCACCUGUGUCGUCGGGCGAUCCAUGCACACGCUCGGGAAGGCCGGCUGGGCGAUUUGCCUCUACCCGAGGAUCUCAAAGCCUAUCUGAUGGCUUACCCCUACAGGCAUUAA